This is a messenger RNA of Larimichthys crocea (large yellow croaker), 3757 nucleotides long. It is a transcript of the gene crlf3, whose product is annotated as cytokine receptor-like factor 3. Gene Ontology annotation, molecular function: protein binding. Bases 157 to 1494 code for a protein of 445 amino acids. The record is from RefSeq and is a predicted model, not a curated record. Lineage: Eukaryota; Metazoa; Chordata; Actinopteri; Sciaenidae. The transcript has 9 exons.
GAUCUCGUCUGUGAUUGGCUGUCGCCACCGUGAAGCUUCGGAAGUGUCAUUUCUGGACUUUUGGAAACUUGCAGAUCUGCGGCGGUGACGAGUUGUUGGUUCACGAGUUUCUGGACGAAAUGGCCUCGAGGACUCUGUAAAACAGGAGGAGGGAGGAUGUCUGUGGAGGUGGACUUGUUGCUGCAGGAGGCGAAGGAAAGCAUCGAGGCGGCCCAGAACUACCGCAGCGAACUGCAGCAGCGCCUGCAUGGCCUCAACCAGGCCCGCAAACAGGUUCGGGGGAGUUCGGGUCAGGCCCGCGAGGUCCUCCGGCGCCACUUCACCGAGCUGCAGGCGGCAGCGACUCGGCUGCUGACGGAGCGGCUGAGCGCCCUCCUGGCCGAGGUGGACACCAUCGAGGCCGACAGCGUCAAACCGCUCGAUGACUGCCAGAGCCUCAUCGAGCACGGCGUGGGCCAGGCGGACGAGCUGCUCAGAGAAGGCGAAGCAGCUCUGCGUUGUGGUCUCGGCGAGAAGGAGGACAAACUGGGCAGCUUCACCAAGAAGGCGAUGCACAUCCAAUUGGACAGCCUGCCGGAGGUACCGGCGUUGGUGGAUGUGCCGAGUGUCUCGGCCCAGCUCGACGACUCCCUGCUGGGUCUGCUGAGGGACCGGGUGUCCCGUCACGGCUCCGUCUCCUCCCACCCGCCAGUCCAGAUAGAAGAGCUGCAGGAGAGGCCGGGCAGCAUCCUGGUCCGCUGGUGUAAGGUGGACGAGGACUUCGCCGCAGCUGAUUAUCGGCUGCAGUAUCGGCGUUCUGGCAGCGGUGGGAGCCAGUACGAGGACGCCUACAUCGGGCGGGACUCUGAGUUUUUGGUCCUCCACCUCGACCCACACACUGACUACCUGUUCAGGGUUUGCGCCCGCGGGGAGGGUCGCACCGAGUGGAGCCCAUGGAGCAUCCCACAGACCGGGUACACCACGCUGGCGCCGCAUGAGUGGUGUCCGGGCACUGAGGGCUACAUCCUCAGCAGCAGGAGAAACAUCGCCAUGCGCAACGACUCCUCCCAGUCGCGCUGCCCCGUCCUGUACUCGAAGGCGCCCACAUACUUCUGCGGACAGACGCUGACCUUCAAGAUCUCUGCGGCCGGGCAGAUGGAUCGGAGGGACAGUCUGGGCGUGUGCGUGGACAGCCAGAAAGGGGCGGAGUCACUUCAGAGAGACCAGGCGGUCUGCAUUUCAACCAACGGUGCUGUAUUCGUCAACGGCAAAGAGAUGACCAACCAGCUGCCCGCCAUCACCGUGGGCUCCGCCGUGACCUUCGACAUGGAGGUGGUCAACCUGUUUCCCAUCAGCAACAACAACCUGAGCGAGGGCGGCAACUUCAAGCUGAGGGUGACCAUCGGCUCAGGGAACCGGGAGGUGGUGUUUGACUGGCUGGUGGACCAGGCGGUGGACUGCCUCUACUUUGGCUGCUCUUUCGUCCACUCCGGCUGGAAGGUGCUCGUGUUUUAAAGGCUCGAUCCUUCAAAUCUGCUGGAGUUCAGGAGCCCGUCACACCGGCUCAGACAUCAAGUCUAAACUUUUCUCUUUUGUCGUUUCAUUUCCUCUCACUCCCGAGACUCUGACAGGGCGACAAGUCUGAAAAAAAUCAGUUAUUUCUUCCCAGAAUUAACUUCCAGGUACUCCAUAGUUCCCUGGAAAACCUGGAAUUGUGCCACAAAGGCUUCCAGACUUUAACCAGCACGUCUUAAACUCAUGCUGGAAUGCUCACAUAGAAGUAAAACUGUAAAACUGAGGCGCAGAUUCGGUGCGUUUACAUGCAUUUAGAGUAAAUAACUUGUAGAACAAAUCUGGAUUUUGUAAUCUGGGACAUGUACGAAAAGUACAAAGUCGUCUGCAAAGAAACUGAGCCUGGCUACACAAUGAAACAUCUUUUUAGACGCUUUGUUGGCCAAUCAAAUCUUUGUAUUUCUACUGUUUAAACUGUGAUUUUCACAGGACACUGCCACUUCCACGACGCAAGACACGUCAGGCAAAAACAUCUUCACGUUUUGGAUUUUGGUCGAUUAUUUUCACGAGUGGAAAGAAACGUCCAAAAUCUACAUUUGUGUUGAUUUGACUCCGUCUGUUUGUGUCUGUAGAUCAAAAGUCACAUCAGAUUAAGCCUAAUUCACAUUUCUGCAUGUAAAUGUACCGACCCAGUCCGCGACCCUCUCUGGGAUAAAAUGAUUGAUCCGGGUGAGUCCAGACCUUCUUUAAACCCUGUCAUCGUGUAUCUGCUGCUCCACUGAACCAACACACACCGACGCGAUGAUCCAACUCUUCGAUCUUCAGGGAGCCACGUUGGAGGACGUCUGAGUUCAUCGCAGCUUCUUUUGGCUUUUGAUUCUGGGGCCUUCUGACGAGGUCGGCCGUCCGUUUACAGCUUUUUAUUUUCAUUUUUUUAUGUCAUCGCUGCGGGGGAAGAGGUUUGUUGAUCUAUGCGUCGUCUUAAUUUAGUCGCAGAAGCAGAGCCUGUCGGGACGGUUCCCGGGAAGCCCUGGGUUUGUUUCGGGAGCAGCAGGAACAUGAAGACAUGUUACGAUCUGAAGCUGCAGACCUUUUUUUUUCUCAUUUUAUUUUUUAUCUUAACAAAAUCGCGUCACUGUGAAAGCCACACCUCGUCUUCUUUGCCUCCUAAAGUUCAAGUUUAAAGGGACAGUUCGUCAAGAACACAAACCUGCCCGAGUGUUGUCCGUCUCUCUGGGUUUUUGGGUGAAUGUUGUCGUUAAGUUGCUCUUUUGUUUCUAUGCUUUCAUACUUCAGUUAGUUUAGCUUUCCAGGUAUGUUAGCCGAGAGCAACUGAGUUUAUUAUUUAUGUUUAAUUCAACAUUUUUCAGCCCGUUACUUUCAGUGUCAAAGACAAUCUUGUCAUCCAAUAACUCCGACACAGACGACGCUCCAGGCUGAAGAAAUGAUCGUUUUUUGUCCGAACUGUCACCUUUUAAAACGACUGUUUAAAAGUUUUUAAUUGUUUCAGCUUUAUUUUUAUUUCUCGCAUUGACAAUCCUAACAGUAUUUACCUGUAAAACCUGUUGUAGUGGGAGGAUGAUGGGAGCCUGUCGAGUGCUGGUUUAUCGAUAAAUCUGUGAGGAACUAAUCGGCCUCAUUCAGUUUACAGUCUGACUCAUUACCGUUUAAUAAGAGUUAACCUCUUCUUCUUCUUCUGUGGUGGUGUUGACACAAAAUAUUGUUUGACCUGAAAACAGCAGGAAAAUUUGGCUUUUGUUUUGUUUUGUACCAAACUUUUGAUUAUUUUCAUUAUUUCUGAAUCUACCAGUUACACCUGAAAAAUGUCUUCAGACGUCUUGUUUUGUCCGUCCAACAGUCAAAGACACAAAGAUGUUCUGUUAACAACAAAGCAGAGAAAAGACUGGUGUCACCAAAUGGCGCCAAUGGAAAAAAAGACGACGCCAAACUUCUCAGCACGUCUUCUUCGACUCUCUGACGUUUCUUCAGAGAUCUUUGUUUUUCCGCUGACCUGAGGUCGGCGUUUCGUCUUUGCGGAGGACACUUAAACCCUCGAUGGGUCCCAGAUGAUGGUACAGAUUUCCUGGAAACCAGUAAAACACGAGGAGGGGGAAACCAGUGACUGUUAACCAGGCUGCUUCAGAGUUUUGACGGUGAAAACAGCGACACCUGCUGGUCAAAUGUUUCACAUUGCAUUUGUUCUCGAUGCUGUCAUCCUUCAUCUUUUGUUCAAUAAAGGUCAAAUUAUGUAAACUGAUCAAACUAA